Rhopilema esculentum is the source of this 515-nucleotide messenger RNA. Lineage: Eukaryota; Metazoa; Cnidaria; Scyphozoa; Rhizostomeae; Rhizostomatidae. The record is from RefSeq and is a predicted model, not a curated record.
ACUUGUGAAAUUCUGUUCUUUUUGCCAAUUUCAAUGAUAAUGGUUUGGCAAUAAUUUAGCAGUUAAGUUUAUCAGCUUUUCUCGUUAACUAAUAAAAAUUAUGUAUUUCAUUGCUCUAGUGGUUAUUGCUGAAAGGAUGAGUGGCGCUGCUAUGUACGAGCUUGUUAGAGUUGGUCAUGGUGAACUUGUGGGAGAAAUUAUUCGGCUUGAAGGAGAUAUGGCUACAAUUCAAGUAUAUGAAGAAACAUCUGGAGUCACUGUUGGUGAUCCUGUAUUAAGGACUGGGAAGCCAUUGUCAGUAGAAUUAGGACCAGGUAUAAUGGGUAGCAUUUUUGACGGGAUCCAGCGGCCACUGAAGGAUAUUUGUGAAAUGACUCAAAGUAUUUACAUUCCUCGUGGUGUGAACACAGACAGUUUAAGCAAAGCUACACAGUGGGAUUUCAGCCCUAUGCAGCUUAAGGUUGGUAUGAUCAAGCAUAAAUAUUUCAUUUGCAUUUGAUUCAUGUUUUGAUUUU